CCCACACGAACCCACCCAAUAAAAACAGAAGCACUCCAUGAUGACCUCACACAAGGCCACAAUAUUAACUUCCCUCACGUGAAUUCUUCAGCUAACCCUCGCACGCACUACAAUUCGCAAGUAGAUUUCUACAUACAACUUUACAACCUUCCAUAAAGCGUCUAGCUGGCUAACAGUAGAAAGAAAAGAAUAACCUAGUCGCCCUCCACCUCCUCCUGUUCUUCCCUCAUGGGCUUCGAUGGUAGCUGUGGUGGAUGGAAGGUUUCAAUCUUCCUUCUAGGAUUGCUUGUUCUUCAAGCCUCUGUCGGCUCGCCGGCGGUGGUCGUAGGCUUGAGAAGGCGUCACGGUAGGCGGCCGGACUUCCUGGCCAACCAGCCUGUUUGCGACAUCUUCAUGGGGAGCUGGGUCAGGGAUGACUCGUACCCGCUGUACCAGUCCUUGAAUUGCCCCAUCGUCGAUGCCGAGUUCAACUGCCAAUUGUACGGGAGGCCUGACACCGACUACCUGCGGUAUCGAUGGAAGCCCUCCGGCUGCGACCUCCCAAGGUUUGAUGGGCUUGAUUUCUUGAUGCGAAUGAGAGGGAAGAAGGUGAUGUUCGUCGGCGACUCGCUGGGCCGCAACCAAUGGGAAUCUUUGAUCUGCAUGCUUCAUGCAGCGGUGCCAUUGUCGCAGACCCAAUUGAUAAGAGGAGAGCCUCUCUCCACCUUCACGUUCUUGGAGCAUGGGGUGUCGGUUUCUUUUUACCGGGCUCCUUAUCUUGUGGACAUAGACGUGGUCCAAGGGAAACGGAUGCUUAGGCUGGAUGACAUAUCGGCUAAUGGCAAUGCGUGGAAAGGGGCUGAUGUCCUGUCUUUUAAUUCUGGCCACUGGUGGACGCACACAGGAUCUCUUCAAGGGUGGGAUUAUAUGGGAGAUGGAGGAAAUUACUACGUGGACAUGGACCGCUUGAUUGCCUUUCAGAAAGGGCUGAGUACAUGGGCCAACUGGGUGGACCUUAACAUUGAUAGAACCAGAACCAAGGUCUUCUUCCAGUCGAUUUCUCCCACCCACUACAACCCAAUUGAGUGGGGCGACCCGACGUCGAAGAACUGCUUUGGCCAGACGGUUCCCAUUAGCGGAUUCAACCAUUCAGGGCUGUACCCGAGCCAGAUGCAGGUCCUGCAGGGCGUGCUCAGGGCAAUGCAGAGCCCUGCCUUCUUGUUGGACAUCACCACCCUCUCAGAGCUCAGGAAAGACGGCCACCCCUCCAUCUACAGCGGCGAUCUGAGCCCCGAGCAGAGGGCCAACCCCGACCGCUCCGCCGACUGCAGCCAUUGGUGCCUCCCCGGCCUCCCGGAUACUUGGAACCAGCUAUUCUAUACUGCUCUCUUCUUCUGAGCACCAAGCUUCUCCUGCCUGUUUGUCGCAGGCAAGCAAAUUUAAUUGUCGCAUCCAAUUGUACAAUCUUACCGUUGAUAUUUAUAUAUAUUUUUUUAAAAUAGUUCUUGCGAUCUAGCUGAAAUGCUGGUGUUGGACUGGCUUAGAUACAUAGACUCCAACUACAUAGUGGAAUUAGUGGAUAUAAAGUUCCAUUGUUAGACUAUUGUAUUUUAUUUUUUGAGAAGGAUGGUUAGAUUAUUGGGGCAACGAGUCAUGUUAGGUUUUCAA
This is a messenger RNA of Phoenix dactylifera (date palm), 1647 nucleotides long. It is a transcript of the gene PMR5, whose product is annotated as Pmr5/Cas1p GDSL/SGNH-like acyl-esterase family protein (DUF828). Gene Ontology annotation, cellular component: Golgi apparatus. Gene Ontology annotation, molecular function: O-acetyltransferase activity. The record is from RefSeq and is a predicted model, not a curated record. NCBI's taxonomy places the organism in Eukaryota, Viridiplantae, Streptophyta, Magnoliopsida, Arecales, Arecaceae.